Messenger RNA from Sceloporus undulatus (fence lizard), 1316 nucleotides. RefSeq names its product REC114 meiotic recombination protein (gene REC114). The coding region runs from base 430 to 1248 and encodes 272 amino acids. The transcript is spliced from 7 exons. Lineage: Eukaryota; Metazoa; Chordata; Lepidosauria; Squamata; Phrynosomatidae. The record is from RefSeq and is a predicted model, not a curated record.
GGUUUCUUUAUGGUUACUUCUGGAAGCAAAUCUCAUUGAACUCAGUGGGGCUAAAUUUGAGGAGACAUGGAUAGGACUGUGUUAUAAUAAUAAAUCACUUGCUUGCCCUUACAAUGGGACAGCUGAAGAAAGAAAUUGAGAUUGAGGGUUGUUAUAGCAAACAUGAAAAUUUGCAUUUCAUUGUAGAUAAAUAAUAUAUUUAAUGUUAUAUUUUGAAGUGCAUUUGUGAGACUCAAAAAAGCCAAUUAUAUCCCUUAGAGAAGUUAACCUUAGAACAAGGUUACAGAUGGAAAAUUUACAGGGAUCUAUUACAACAAUGAGAACCAGUGUGGUGUAGUGGUUUGAGCAUUGCACUAUGCCUCUGGAGAACAGGGUGCGAAUCCCCACUCAACCACAAACCCACUGGGUAACUCUGGUGACUGUAGGAACAUGGCUGCAGGAAACGACAGCAGCAGCAUCUGCACCACUUACAGUACAGUUUCAUGCCCUGAAGACAAUCAGCCACGGCCAAGCUUUCUUCCAGCAACAGAAGAGUCAAGGGGCAUUUCUUCAUGCCUCAAUUCUGCAGAGUGGCCACUGAGGCGUUAUGGCCGAUUCAUGCCUGGAGGUUUGGGCCCUGCUUCAGGUUCCUGGAAGGUUUUGGAGUCAAAUGAAGAAUCUGGCUUUCUUGUACUCACCAUCGUUAUUUCAGGACAUUUCUUCAUUUCUAGAGGAAAGGAUGUACUGGAAGGCUUUUCAUUAAUUGAUGCUUCUCAGUGGCUGAAGAUAGUAAGAAAUGCAGAUUGCAUGUUGUUUGGUUCAAAGUCAAAGAGUAAACAUCGUAUGUUCCGUGUUCAGUUUAUGGGAGACUCCAAAUCACAGUCAGAAGAGAACUGCUGUAACUGUGUGCAGAAGCUUGCUGAUUAUGUUCCAGUUCAAGUAAUAGAUGCAGGAAGACAGGAGCUGCUUCAAGUUCAUAGCCUGCUACCUGAUGAUCAAAGUCAAGAUGCUGAACAAAAUGAACUAAUGCCACACACUGUUGAAAAUCCUCCUUCAGAACGAGGAAGAGUAUCUGUGGCAGAGCUGGCACAGUAUAUGAUGUCAUCAAAUGUUGAGCUACCUCUGGCAUAUCGACACUCCAUGUGGAAUGCUGAAGAUUUAAGCAGCUUCAUUCGCUUGUGCCUCUUGGAUCAGAGCUUUCCAGCAUUUGUGGAAGAAGUGGAGAAACAGUUGAAAAAAAUUACAAACAGUCAGGAAGCAAAGUGUUAAAAUUUCAAAUGUAGUGUUAAAAAUAUGUUUCAGUAUAAUUAGAUAAUUAAAAAAGAAUUCCAAGCUCA